AGGCUCUGCCCGCGGCCGCCGGCUCCUGCGCUUCCCCGCGCGGCCAUGGCCCCCAAGAAGAAGGGAGGGGGCAAGAAGGAGGAGGAGGCCAGGCAGGAGGGGAAGGCGGAGCCCGCCGUGGCCAAGCACAGCCGGGAGUUCUACCUGCUCCAGAUCCUGGACCUGGAGGAGCGGCUGGCCCGGUACCAGCGAAAAUGGGACGAGCUGCAGGUGAACGAGACCCUCUUCAGGAUGGAGUACGAGCAGAUGGCCCUUGACAACAAGGAGAUCAUGGCCUUUCUCAAGAAGACCCUGAACCAGCGGGUGGAUGAAAUCGCUGAACUCAAUGACCAGAUGCUCAGCCUGCAGCAGGCCAAGGAAGCAGAGAAGGACGCCUUCGAGGCCCAGCUGGCCCAGGUUCGCCAUGAGUUUCAGGAGACCAAGGACCAGCUCACUUCGGAGAACAUGCUGCUAAGUGGGAAGCUGGCUGCGCUGGAGGAGUUCAGGAUCCAAAAGGAUGAGAUCAUGGGCAAGUUUGCAGCCCUAGAGGAGCAGCUGAAGAAACAAAAGGACGAUCACAAGGAGUAUAUCUACAACCUGGAGAAGAAAGCUGUGCUGGACAAAGACAGGCUGAAGAAGGAGAUGAUGCAGCGCGUUCACGUGGUGGCAGCCGAGUUCCGCAAGGUCUCCAACAGCCAGAUGGCAGAGACCACCAAGCGCACCAUCCGUGAGAACGUUGCCAUCAACCUCCAGCUGGCCAAGAUGUCCGAUCGCAGCUACGACCUCAUCCAGGAGAACGACAAGCUGAAGGAGGCCCAGACUGAGAUGCAGAAGCAGCUGGAGAUGCUGGAGCACAAUGAGAAUCAGAUAGCCAAGAACAGUCUUAGCAACCAGAAGAUGAUUUGGAUGCUCACCAAUAAAUGCAAGGAGCAGCAGGUGCUGGUGGAUGAAUGCGAGGAGCAGAAGGAGGCCAUGCUCCAGCUGAAGGUGGCCCAUGAGCUGGUGCAGAAGGAGAACCAGGUGCUACGACAAGAGCUGGAGGAGCUGAAGGACGAGGUGAGGAAGAGGAAGGAGGAAGGGCAGAGUCAGGCCAAGCUCCUGGAGGAAGAGCAGAAGCUCAGGAGGAAUGCAGAGAGGACCCUGAACCAGGCUGUCCAAGCCCUGAAGGACCUGCUGCAGGAGAGGCCGUCUGACGAGGAGGAUGGUGAAUUUGACAUGAUGUUCCAGCUGCGCCACCAGGAGAUGCUGCAGAGUCUGCUGGCCCUGCUGAGGCGGGCGACCAAGGCUGGGCCCAUGCUUCACGAGCAGGUGUUCAGGCCACAGAAAAUGGCCAGCAGGGAGAAUGGACUGAGGUCCACAGCAGGGAGCCUCUGGUGACUUCCUGGUCAGAGGACAAACAGGUGAAGCAGCAGCUCAUUCUGCCCCUGCCGGAGAUAGUGGCCAGACACUCCUUACAGGGCCUGCUGAGCAAAGAGGGAGAGGGGAGCACCCGU
Pelodiscus sinensis (Chinese soft-shelled turtle) is the source of this 1472-nucleotide messenger RNA. NCBI's taxonomy places the organism in Eukaryota, Metazoa, Chordata, Testudines, Trionychidae. The record is from RefSeq and is a predicted model, not a curated record.